UUCCGACAGUGCCGAGAACUGAGUGAAGUUUGGGCGAACAGAACUAGCCGCUGCGCUGCUUACUUACUGAAACACUGUACCGCCGCUUUGUUUCUUUUGGACUUUAAGGCACGCAGGCUUGACUAUGGAGGUAGACCGGGUAAUUUUGUGGGCACUGUCUGUGUUUGUCGCUCUGGUCUCGGAGAGGUUUGUGGUGCUGGCUCACUUCUCUCAGUCUUCGGACAGUGACUUCACGUUCACUCUACCCGCUGGUCGCAAGGAGUGUUUCUACCAGACCAUGAAGAAAGAUGCCUCACUGGAGAUUGAAUAUCAGGUAUUAGAUGGUGCAGGUCUUGAUGUCGACUUCUUAAUCUCCUCUCCCUCUGGCGAAUUGCUGUUCAGUGACUACCGCAAGUCAGAUGGAGUGCACACUAUUGAAACUGAGGAUGGAGACUACAUGUUCUGCUUUGACAACACGUUCAGUUCCGUCUCAGAGAAGCUCAUCUUCUUUGAGUUGAUCCUGGACAACAUGGAUGCAGAUGAAGACCCAGAUGACUGGAAGGAGUACGUCCACGGAACAGACAUACUGGACAUGAAGCUGGAAGACAUUAUGGACACCAUCAACAACGUGAAGGCUCGACUGGGCAAAAGUGUGCAGAUCCAGACGUUGCUGCGGGCGUUCGAGGCUCGCGACAGAAACCUCCAGGAGAGUAACUUUGACAGGGUGAACUUGUGGUCGGUGGUCAAUCUCAUUGUUAUGAUGUUGAUAUCGGCGCUUCAGGUCUACCUAGUCCGCUCACUGUUUGAAGAUAAAAGGAAAGUCCGUUCAUAACAUCACCCCAAGUGGGGGGGGGGGGGAGGAAGUAAUGCACUUGGCCACUGAUACCUUUGGAAUCUUUUCAGCAAAUCUCCUGGUUUGUGACUUUUAAUACAAGGUGUCAGCUAUACACAUACAUAUGCACGCACACAUACACAAACAGACAGACAAUUUGACAUUCUUAAUAACAAAGUUAGCAGCAUUGUUACUCUGGUCUUCUGUCCACUGGAGCUCCUGGUUUGGAGCAGGAACUUAUAGCUGUCAGCUCCACUACAUUGCAAAUAUAGUGUCUUUGCUACAGAGAAAAGUCUCUUCGUCUCUCUUGAAAACUUGUGGAUUGUUUUAUAGUCCUCCCCAGCUGCUUUAAUUCCCCACAGAAAGUGCCAUAACAUGCGCGUUUAUGAUGAUACUACUUUUCUAACGGAGCCUAAAGUUACCAGACCUGUUGCAAAAAUGUCCUCUCUUCUUUGGACAUGUUUUUAUUCAAGCUAAACUAGAUGAAGAAAUGAUAUGUGUCUGAAGAAUUGGAUUUAUUUCUGCACAAACAGGAGUGGGAAGUGGAUUGCAGGCAUGCCUUCCCCCAUACAUUAGCUACUCACAAAGAUGCACUCAUUGUGUUCCUAAGACACUUUAGUGUAUUUGUAUUUAGCUGCCACCCUUUUUGCCUUUUGUGUGUGAGACCUCUGAAUAUUUCUCCCAUUUCCAUGGACAUUGCUCAGUCACACUUUCCCUUUCAACUGAAAAGUCAGGUGUUUAGGCAGGGCCACGCUGCUAAUGCCGCUCUUUGGCACCCGAGGGACCAUAGAGUGGGAGAAAACAGGCCGUCUUCAAAACUCUUAAUGACUGCUGCCCUAGUCUGCUCUGCCAUGACUUGUGGCCGACAUGGCAGCAACCUCGGCUACCCUGACUGCUGGCGGGUGUCUGCUUACAGGAACCUACAGUGCGAAGAUGUUGAGCCUGCCUGUCUCUGUGGUGACAGAAGUCUAUUUCUAUUUCGCCGACACCUGGAAGGUCAUUACCACUGCUACAUGGGGUGCACUGCUCAGCUUAAUAUGUGCAAGCCAUUCGCUGCCUUGGCCACGUCAGCAUUCUUUUUAAAUGUGUGUAUUUUGUUUGAUAUUCAUAUUUUAUUAGUCAUCAUUACAAACUAACAUCUGAUCAUUUUACUGCCUCUGAUGCCACGGAACAACAUUUUUGUUUUUUGUCUUCAUAUUCCUGGAGCAUGAUUUAACAUAAUGGGCCCUUUAUGGGGGGCCCACCAGAAACGGGUCCACAACUUGUCCUGAUAUGUGAGUAAAGGAGCACUUCUCAAGAGGGUUUUAUCUCUUUGGUUGCUUGUAUAGUAUUAAGACGCUACCAUGGCUUGUGUUCAUGGUUGCUGAGAUGACUUCUUUUAUUGUUAACAUUGAGCUGCACCAUCUCCAUCUUCUGAGUUUGCCCUGUACUGUAAGAUAAAGAUCAGACAGUGAGUUCAUGCCUUCACAAUUAAACAGCCUCAUGCUGGAAGUGCUGUAAAAUCAAACCUUGAGCUGUCUAAUUGUUAUAAACUAAUACAGUUUUGCCAUACAGUAUGUAUGUAUUACAUCUAUGGUAGUAACAAAUGGCCAUCCUCUGCCUUAGUUUAAGUGCUUACUACCAUCCUUAAUUCCUCUGCCCGCUUGAUCUUACUGUGGUUUCCAGUGUUUAAUUGAAGAACUUUAUGUUGAGAUUCUGUAAGUCUUUGUUUGACUUCUAAGUGAUGGAUUCAUAAUAUGAAGUUAAAGCCAGCUUCUGGUUUAUUUAAAGUGCUCCAAAGUAAUACAAAUAUAAAAGACUACACACAUGUUAAAUGUAUUUUUAAGUUACUGAGUAAGGAAUCGUUAAAGUCUCUGAGUCAACAGCCACGCUGUCUUUGAAAAAUUAUUUUUACUACCCUGACAGAGCAGUGGGGGAAGAGGGAAUGUGACGUUAUAAAGUAUUUAUUCAACUAAUGUCCUGUAGUUGUAAAUGUGUAUGAAUUAAACAAACAGAUGUUUUUCUUGA
Molecule: messenger RNA, 2818 nt
Organism: Micropterus salmoides (largemouth bass)
Lineage: Eukaryota; Metazoa; Chordata; Actinopteri; Centrarchiformes; Centrarchidae
Gene: tmed5
Product: transmembrane p24 trafficking protein 5
Exons: 4
Coding region: 125-811 (228 amino acids)
Biological process (GO): intracellular protein transport; Golgi organization; endoplasmic reticulum to Golgi vesicle-mediated transport
Cellular component (GO): endoplasmic reticulum-Golgi intermediate compartment; endoplasmic reticulum; Golgi apparatus
Source: RefSeq, a predicted model, not a curated record